CUAAUUCUUAAUGUUUUCAUUAUCUUUCUACAGCGUAACCAUGAUGUUGAGACAGAUUGCACAGAAAUAUGUAAAAUGGAUCCUUCCCAUAUUCCUAUUUAUUUCCAUCUUAUCCUUUGCCUGGAGACGAUCACUCGUAACGACCGUUUUCUUAAACUGCCAGGAGACAGAGGUCGUGAAGAAUACAAGUCUAGACACAAAAAUUCUUACAGACAAUAAAGAGACAGAAUUAGUGAUUCUAGUUUGGGUUUAUCCCUAUGGAGAAAGGUUUCCACUUGAUAGCUGUGAAACAGUUUACGGUAUAUCUGGCUGCAAGCUAACAGCAGAUAGGCAGCUAUAUAAUGUUGCUGAUGCUGUCAUCAUACAUCAUGCAGAUAUUAUGUAUAACAAAGAAACACUGCCUCAAACACCAAGGCCUCAUUACCAGAGAUGGGUAUGGUUUAAUCUUGAACCUCCAUUAAUUAUACAGAACUUGCAUUUCCUGGAUAAUCUGUUUAACUUGACUAUGACAUUCCGGCAAGACUCUGAUAUCUAUGUAACAUACGGCCGUAUUGAAGCAGUGAAGGAACCACAGAAUGUUACUAUUCCACCUAAGUCUAAGUUGGUGGCCUGGGUAGUCAGUAAGUGGUAUCCAGGUGCCCCACGCAUUAAGUAUUAUGAAGAACUUAAAAAGUACAUUUCAGUUGAUGUCUACGGGAAUGAACAUAUGAAACUAAGCAAGCAAGAUUUUUAUAACACCAUUAUCCAGUACAAGUUUUACCUGGCUUUUGAGAACUCCAUAUAUAAGGACUAUAUCACUGAGAAAUUAUGGUCGAAUUCACUUGGUACCUGGAGUGUGCCAGUUGUUCUAGGGACCUCUCGUAAGAACUAUGAACGAUUCAUUCCUGGGGAUGCCUUUAUUCAUGUAGAUGAUUUUCCAAGUGCUAAGGAACUUGCUCAUUUUCUUUUUGAGCUGGACAAGGAUGAUGAAAGAUACAGGAAGUAUUUUAACUGGAGACAUCACCACCAUGUAAAAGUUAGUGAUGGAUGGCCAGGCUGGUACUGCAAAGCCUGCAGAGUACUAAAAGAGCAAACUGAGUAUCAAGUCAUUCCUAGUGUGGAAAAGUGGUUCCUAGGAAAUGCUUCUUUCUAGGUUGAUGAGGGGAUGACACACUCACUUAUGAUAGGUUGAUGAUCUGAUCCAUAGAUGAAACUUUACCCACAGUUAGAAUCUUCUAAUGUAUGCUGGUCCUUUCCACACUAAACAAACUUUUGCCUACAACUAUAUUAAAAGGACAUUCACAUGGAUGCAAUUGGAGGACUGCUUACAUUCUCUACACAUAGUUUCUUUACUUUUUGCCCAAUCCCAACAACAGCCUUGUGGGUUAACUACAAACUCUUAUACCUAAAUAAACCUACAGCAAUAGCUGACAAUCAAAGUGACUGUUGGGGAUGUUUCUUAAUUCAUAGUCUUUGUACUCUGUAUAAUCUAUUCAGAUGGUUGGGAAAUGUGGGAAGUGGAGAUUCAUUAAUUCAACAUCUUAGAUGCAUGAAUAAGAAAAGUUAUGUAAUAACUUCUGUGGGUCUCUGUGGAAAAGCUGCUAUAAAGUUAUUGGGGCAGGACUUAAGACUCUAGUGGUGCUGCCCCCCAUCUUGAUAAAGCUAGUCAUCAUUGUCAGAAAGUCCUUACCCUAACAUCAAACUUUGAAUUGCUUGUGUUUUGUUGCUAUACCACACUUAAUUUCAAUAUCCUCCUUUGUCCGGGGGCUCCCAAUCCAUAUGAAAAUGUAGGGUGAGGGGAUGUUGAGAUGCUCAGUUAUGAUGGGUAAGUUCUGUGUAAAGGAACACAUUAAAUCCCCAGUGUCCCUUAUAAAGACAACCCAAAGCAGGUGGAGUAGGAGAUUAAAGUAUAGAAAUAUGCUAUAUAUGUGAAGUAUCAAAUAUAAGUCUAAUAUGCCAUCUUAUAAAAUCACAAGGGCCUGACAUGAUAGUGCUGACUAGCUAAGUCCCUACAUGCACUUUGCUAUUUCCACAGCUAUAACCACAGAGUACACAGAAAGUUCUAAAAGGGGUGUUAUAUACUUUUGAGAUAAGGUAAACUAUGAACUAUAAAAGUCUAAUACUUUCAGGGUCUCACUUGAAGCUGUUUGUGACACAUUUCAGCUAUUGUUCU
Messenger RNA from Xenopus tropicalis (tropical clawed frog), 2152 nucleotides. Its product is annotated as galactoside 3(4)-L-fucosyltransferase. Gene Ontology annotation, molecular function: fucosyltransferase activity; glycosyltransferase activity; alpha-(1->3)-fucosyltransferase activity. Gene Ontology annotation, cellular component: membrane; Golgi cisterna membrane; Golgi apparatus. NCBI's taxonomy places the organism in Eukaryota, Metazoa, Chordata, Amphibia, Anura, Pipidae. The record is from RefSeq and is a predicted model, not a curated record. The coding region runs from base 11 to 1132 and encodes 373 amino acids. The transcript is spliced from 3 exons. Gene Ontology annotation, biological process: glycoprotein biosynthetic process.